Cetraspora pellucida is the source of this 216-nucleotide messenger RNA. The record is from the annotation of a GenBank genome assembly. NCBI's taxonomy places the organism in Eukaryota, Fungi, Glomeromycota, Glomeromycetes, Diversisporales, Gigasporaceae.
AUGUUUAGUGAAUAUAUCGAGGGAGAAGUCUGUGGACAUGGGUGUCGACGUCCUGAAGGGUGUCAUGAACAUUGGAGAUCUAAAAAACGUGUUUUAUGUGAUGAUUGUGGAAAACCUACAGCUUCUGCUUGUGGACGUUGCAAAAAACAUUCUAAAGGAUAUUAUGUCAUGCAAUUUUAUGCUCGACAACUUCAGAUGCUUGAAGACCACCCAUGA